AUGGAGUUCACUCCCCAACAGACGGAUGCUCAGAGAGCUUACGAUGACCUGGAUGAGACCAGCUCUUUUGAAGAUGUGGAUGGUGAGAGCCGUACCGGCAUCACUGUGUCGAUUGUCGCCAGAAGUUUACACGACGGCAUCUACGCUUCCCUCGAGGAAAUCCCAUGGGGCGAGGUGGAGAUGACUCUUCCUGAAUGCGAUAUCAUGGGUAAGAGCGUAGAAGAUGAGUCAAAGACGUCUGUUCAAUUCAACGUCACCGUGUCAGAGACGAACCCUGACGAGAGGAAGUCUCUGCGUUCCCAAGCCUCGCUGGAGCAAUCCCAAAACACCAUAUCUGAGAUAGAUAACACCAUAAGCAACGGUAGCAUCAACAUACCGAGCUAUGUGAUCAAACUGGGAUCAACCGCAACUAUUACUUGCGAGCUGAACAAUUACCUACCGCCGAACAGCAAAAUAGACUGGUAUAAGGGCACGUCACAGGUGACGACCUGCCCUGGGAAGCUGGACAGAAUCAGCCACGAUCUUCUUGAAGUGCUGAUCAUAAACAAUAUUGAAAUGGAGGACAACGAGCUGUACAGCCUGAAGGUUAACGAUGACAUCUUCCCGGUGGCCUAUUUGAUUGUGGAAGCGCCAUCAACAGAGGAUAUUGGCGCGACCAUUCUCACUCCUCCCCAAACUCAGUUCGUCAUGGAAGGACAGCCGACGGUGCUGAUGUGCCAAGUGAGCCAUCCAAACCAAGAAGUCGUUUGGUUGAAGGACCGGAAACCACUAAAGGAGACCGCGCGCUUACAGCUGGAGAACUCUGGGGACGGAUGGAGCCGUGUGAUGUUCUCGCAGACCCGGAUGUCCGAUCAGGGCACAUAUUUCGCAUUUCUCGGCGAGCAGAGCGUGGCUAUCACCCUCGUCGUUGAA
Ostertagia ostertagi is the source of this 912-nucleotide messenger RNA. The record is from the annotation of a GenBank genome assembly. Lineage: Eukaryota; Metazoa; Nematoda; Chromadorea; Rhabditida; Trichostrongylidae.